Acromyrmex echinatior (Panamanian leafcutter ant) is the source of this 1301-nucleotide messenger RNA. RefSeq lists its product as uncharacterized. Gene Ontology annotation, cellular component: nucleus. Lineage: Eukaryota; Metazoa; Arthropoda; Insecta; Hymenoptera; Formicidae. Gene Ontology annotation, biological process: positive regulation of Notch signaling pathway. The record is from RefSeq and is a predicted model, not a curated record.
UCGGUUAUGGUUAGAAUUGUCGUUUUGUAAUUGCGCCACGUGAUUGUGUGUUAUACAUUUUUGUUACGUUGCAAAUUUUACGUGUGUAACGUAAACUUAUAUCAUUGAAACUUGUAAAAAUGAUGGCAUUUUGGAAUCAUGUUACUUUGGAACGACCGCCGCGUACAAUGUGGCAAAUCAAGCCACCAGAUGCUAAAAGAACUGGUGUUGAUGUAUCUCAAUUUAAAAAGACAUUAAGCACAGUGAUCCAUGAUUUUGAAUUAAUGGAUGAUUUACAUAGAAAUGUUGCAGUCCUAAAUCGCUUGAUUUAUCGAAUGAAAUAUAAAUUUCGAAAUGACAAAGGCUUCAUGUUCAUGGUCAAAUUGGGCAAAGCGUUGGACAAUUGUUACAGAAUGUGUCUAAAGAAUGAUUAUGUGACUUUGAAAUCUCUCAUUCAAAUGAGAGACGGGAUGUAUAGUUUACCUAGUAGACAAAAUCUGGAGUAUGUACUUGCGAGAACGCAAGGCUUUGGAAAGCUCAUGACCAGAAUAGAAAAUAUGUCAUGGAUUGCCUCUCAUUAUUUUAUAUCCAGAAUGAAAUCGGGUCAAGCGUGGAAGAUUGUUUUAAUAGCUUUGGCUACUAUAUGCAGAAUUUGGUUUCAUACAAGAUAUAUACUCUUGAAAUGUUGCUUCUGGUACGAUGAGCUGUAUCGAUAUGCACCACAGUUUCAAUAUGUGGGUGCAAAACCCUGGCUCCCAAAUGAUCAAAGCUUACCACACAACUUGAAAUCGUGGUUGUGUGUGGACUGGGAAGACAGAAAUUUGUCACAUAACUCAUUUACCGGGCAACAGCUAAUUAGAAAAAUUAUGUCCGAAGCGUAUAGUAAUAUUACUAAAGAAAACAUUAAUACCUUGAUGCUGGAUGAAGAGAUUGAUGAUUCGGAGAUUGAUGAUUCAGAGACAGAUAACUCAAGACUGACACAAAAUAUCAAAGUUACUUCUAACAAUAAUGUAAAAAAUAAAUCUUUAUCAAAUAAUGACACGGAAGAUAUUGGAGAAGUAAUAGAUCGGGAGACUUUUGUGAGUAGCAGCAAUCUUCCACCAAACGAUGGAUGCACAUCAAUAAAACGUAAACACAUGAAUACUGCUCAAGGAAUGAGCUUUAAAAAAUCAAAAAAUCAUGCAAAGAAAAUAGAAAUAAUAUUAUAGAAAAUGAUAUUAGGAAGCAAAUUGUCUACAUAAUAGAUUCAAUUAUAGAAUAAUAGCUACUGUUUUAUUUGCAUAAUGAAAAUCAAGCUGUGCAUAAUUUUAAUCGCAAUAGAA